Molecule: messenger RNA, 1701 nt
Organism: Cucurbitaria berberidis CBS 394.84
Lineage: Eukaryota; Fungi; Ascomycota; Dothideomycetes; Pleosporales; Cucurbitariaceae
Product: cytochrome P450
Exons: 5
Coding region: 1-1521 (506 amino acids)
Molecular function (GO): oxidoreductase activity, acting on paired donors, with incorporation or reduction of molecular oxygen; monooxygenase activity; heme binding
Source: RefSeq, a predicted model, not a curated record
AUGGAGCUCAAAGCGAGUCUUCUCAAAGCCAGUAUCGCUGUACUUACAGCUACAUUCACAGCAAUUUUUUGGCGUAUUCUCUACAUGCAAAAGUUCCACCCUUUGUCGAGGUUCCCCGGACCUUGGUACGCGACCUCCUUCUCUGUCGUGGGCGCUAUUAUUUCAGUGAAGCAGAAGGAACCUGAGUUCUUCAUGUAUUUAGUGAAGAGGUAUGGAAGCGACCAACCAAUUCGGAUAUCUCCCACGAUGUUGUUGUUCCCUCGACCGUCUGCUCUAAAGGACAUCUACUGGGAUCCACAGUGCAACCGGAAAUCUGGGCUAUACGGCACUGGGGCACUGGGUCCUCCGCACUUAUUUACGACUCUUGAAGGUGAUGAGCACCGGGCCUUGCGUAAGGCUCUGUCGAACGCACCCUGGACUAUCGGACAACUGAAGAAGACAUGGGAGUCUCGCUUCGAUGACCAAAUCAACCUCUUCGCCGAGAAAAUGCAUGAACAUGCUGCAGAAAAACGUACAAUCUGCCUGUCUGACAAAGUUGCCGAAUUUGCCGCUGAUAUUAUGAGCAUGAUAUCUUUCACGGAGCCGUUUGGCAGUGUCAGGAAUCAACGUGAUGAGAAGGACCUGUUGCGUAACUGGCGCAAUGGUCUAACUUUCUUUGGCUUCGUUGGCCGAUUUCGAUUUUUUAGGGAGCGGAUCAUCAAACUCCCGAGGGUGGGAUUGUGGUUCUUGCCAGCUGUUUCAAACGAAUCUGGGAUGGGCUGGCUGAUGUGCGAAGCAGACCGUCAAGUAUCGACACGUGAGAGCCAAAACGCUGAGAGACCUUUUGACGGCAAGCCUGAUUUUCUGCAGCACUGCCUCGACGCUCGCUUCGCAGACGGCUCUACAUUAACACCUAUGCAGAAGCGCGCACAUGUGACUCUUCUCAUACAAGCUGGUGCAGACACUACUGGUACAGCGCUAGGCUCCAUUCUUCGCUUUAUUGUUACCCACCCAUCAUCUCUUGCGCGAGCUCGUGCGGAGAUUGAGUCUGCGGAUCAAGCUAGCCUUCUAUCGUUCCCGAUCAAGUACGAGGAGACACGUCAGCACCUUCCAUUUUUCGUCGCAUGCAUCAAAGAAGGACUGCGCCUCAAUCCACCAGCAACAAACCUCUUUGCAAGAGUAGUUCCACAGGGCGGAAAGGUCAUUGAUGGACACUUCAUCCCUGGUGGAACGGAGAUCACAAGUCAUUCGUACUCUGUACAAAGGAACAACGCAUUCUACGGAGAGGACGCAGAAAAGUUUGUGCCUGAACGAUGGCUGAUAAAUGAGAAAAGAAACUUUGAACUAGAGGCGGCGCAAUUCACAUUCGGAGUGGGCCCCAGGGUUUGUUUGGGAAAAGACAUCGCAAUGAUGGAAAUGUACAAGCUACUACCAGAGAUCAUUCGUCGUUUUGACAUCGACCCUGAGACGCCUGGCAGAUACGUCGUUGAUGGUGGAGUGGCGUACAAUGAAAACUUCCUGGGAAAGCUGGUUACUAAAUAACGUGGUUGACGCCCCGGAGAUCAAACGCCAGAACGGUGUUAUGUAACCAUCAGGUAUGGAUAAACAGGAUAAUCUCCCUGCUCUAGUGUGCCCUUGAGCCGCUACCCUGGGGCCCAUGGGGCGAUAUUUUAAGUAAAUCUAAUAUCGCCGAAGUGCUCUAUACGCCCUGUAAUCAUCGCC